CACUGACUGGCUGCACGAGAAGUUUGUUCCAAUUCCCCAAGAAAGCCUAAGCGUUGGAACCGCCAAGUGAAGAUGAACAAUAACUCCGCUGUCAACUUACCUCACGACGAGUACACUCCGUGCAUUUUCGAACAAACGUUUUCGUAUCCCGUUUCGGCCUGCGCCACAGCAAUUACUUCUGUAGCGGUAUUUGGAAACUUGUUGGUCUGUCUCGCAAUACUUGCCAAUAGACAUCUCCGCAAUAAUCCCACGGAUCUCUUCAUUCUGUCCCUCGCUCUCUCGGAUUUUCUUGCAGCAAUCAUAGUGAUGCCGUUUGAUAUUGAGUUACUUUUCAGGAUUGAUUUUGAAUGGAAUCAUGGAGAAGCAUUCUGUAUAAUUUGGCAAGUUGUGUACCUUAUUACCAUACCCAUUUCGGUUUUCAGCCUCUUGGCCAUCAGCGUGGAUCGAUACAAGACCCUCAGAGAUCCUUUGGCUCGCUUUAAGACCGCACAAUUCCUGACUCAAAAAAGAGCCUCCCUAGUCAUCAUGGUAAUCUGGCUUUACAGCAUUUUAUGGGCACUUUUUGUCUUCAUGGGUUGGAGAGAAAAGGGAGAGCCAGAUGAUAAAGACAACUGCAUGCUGCCCUAUACUAAAGAAUACAACAUUCUUAGCUCUUUUUUCAAUAUCAUUUUUCCGCUAAUGAUCACAUGCAUUUUCUACAUCUUGAUUUACCGCUGGCAUAGAGAAGAAACCGUACCAUCGUAUGAGGAGGCUUCGUAA
Molecule: messenger RNA, 759 nt
Organism: Pocillopora damicornis (cauliflower coral)
Lineage: Eukaryota; Metazoa; Cnidaria; Anthozoa; Scleractinia; Pocilloporidae
Product: histamine H2 receptor
Biological process (GO): adenylate cyclase-activating adrenergic receptor signaling pathway; positive regulation of MAPK cascade
Cellular component (GO): plasma membrane
Molecular function (GO): G protein-coupled receptor activity
Source: RefSeq, a predicted model, not a curated record